UUAAAAGAUGGGCAUGGCUUUGCUAUGAGUCGUCAUUUAUAAAAGACACACAAUUUGGAAGAUAGAUAUUCUGGAAUUAAAACACUUCGGAUGGCAGACUGGCAGUCACCUACUCCUCACAUAGGUUGGUAGCGUCAGUCAGUAAGCAUCAGUGGCACAUGGAAAGUAAACAUCUUGAACAUAAGUUAAAUGCAAUGAAAAGUCAAAAUAAUUAACACUGUCACUGCUCUUCGAAACAACUGUGGGUCACAAUGCACAUUAAAGGAAAACUGGGGGAAGAUGAUAUCUACUGUGCCUGCCUCUCCAAGUCAUUAUGCCAAAUCUCCACACCAGUGACUGUUGGUUUAUAUGCCCCAUUUGGAAGCCGAGUUUACAUGCUUCUAGAUCGAAUAACUAAAUGUAUGAGGGAGGUGGCAACGUAUGUAACAGAAAGGCAGGAGGCAAUAUCCGGACAGACUCCUAGAAAACCAGUGGGAUGGGGCUUUAUGUACCUGCUCUGGCACCUUCUUUUCUACUGCCCUGUGAUUACGGAACACCACCUGGAACGAAAAAGUAUUGAAUUCAUUUUUGUCAACUUCAGUGCUUGGCAGUAUGCCGGCAGUGACAGACUUUGGGCUGGCUUAGUAACCACUCUCUGUGACCGUGUCCGGAAACAUUUUGGUGCAAUCCCACUCACUGUUUUUAAAGUCUUGGGCACUGCUCCGAGAAGGAGUCUUGAACCUGACAUUGCAGAGUGGAAGUUUAAGAAGUCUUUCUGCAUUAAGCUUGUGAUAGUUUUACUCCUACUCAUCAUUGGGUUACUCCUUCUUACUGUGCCUGUGAAUUCAGCAUCCCAUGGGGGAGAUGAUAAGGUCACAACUGUAUUUGGAAGUCUUGCUACAUUAAUAUCUGGCUCAGGUAUUAUUAUGACACUCUAUAAGUUAAUAAAGGGUGUCCUAAUAAGUCAGAAGCAUAAAAUUGAGCGUCUAGUCAACAGCCAAAAGUUUAGUUCCCAGAUGGGCUUCAUGAAUGAGGUCAAAAAAGAGGUUGAGUUGAUCACCCAAAUGGUCCAGACCAUGGAGAUCUUCCAGAAACAAAAAAUCCGUGUUGUUCUUCAGAUCACUAGUCUGGAGCUCUGUGCACCAGAUAAGGUAGUAGGUGUGCUUGAUGCUAUGAACACACUACUGUCUGACCGAAGAGCACCGUUUAUUUCCAUCUUAGUGGUUGAUCCUAGUAUUAUUGUUACCUGCCUAGAGAAUGCCAACUCACUCAAAGGCAUGGCAGACAAUGGUUACAUGUUCCUUAACCGUACAGUUACUUUGCCCUUUUCAGUACCAGCUUUGGGUAAAAAGACUAAACUUCAGAUUCUAAGAAAGGCUGUUCAGAGGACAGAAGAUCUCAUAGACUGGCCCUGCAGAAAUGAUGCCCUUCGAGUCACCAAAACAGGUAUUGCUGAAACAGUUAAAUUGCUUAAAGAAGAGCUAGCAGAGGAAGAAGAACCAGCAGUACAGACAAAUUACUUUCAAACACUUCGCUGCAUUCAGGAGACAUUUUAUGCUCUGUACAGUGAAAGGGAAGUUCUGCAUGAAUAUAUUCCUGAUAGCAUUUGCCAAAUGAAAAGGAUUGUUAACACUAUUCCAGUCAUGGUUAACUUAAUGAUGCUAUGUAAAAUCCCAUUGGACAAUUUAUCUCCCAAGGAUCUAGCUGCUUGGGUUGUACUUUGCAAUCAGUGGCCCUGUCGCCUGAGUUGGAUACUGCAAUGUUUAGAGGAUAAGGAGCAGAGAGGUUCAAAAGAAGCAUUCUGCAGCUGCCUAUUAUGGGAUGUUUUUAAAGAGAACAGCAAGGAGCUCUUUUCCUUAAAAACUGGUCUAAAAAACCUCUUAGACUUGGAUGAAGACCCAGAAAUUUUUCAAAAAUUCUUGUCACAAGAUUUUCCCUUUACUGCAGAGGAAUCCAGAAGACUAAUGAGGUUCACAGUUAAUCUGGAUUUUUCAAUAAAAAAUAAAAUGGGACUUCUAAGGGGAAUAAACAAUCUUCAGAAUGACUGGAAGGAGCCUGAGGUCAGAAAGGUUGAUGCUGUACAAGAAGAAGAUAGGGACAGAAAACAGGUUGGGAGGGAGUGCAGUCGGUGCAGGGGAAGUAUAAACAAAGUCAGUGAUGUAAAUAAAAAUGCAAAAGAAUUUGCUUUGUAUAGGGAAGAAGGCUGUAAAAAAAGAAAUAGUACAAAAGAUGGUAAUGAGGAGCAAGAACAAUGUAAAACAGAAGUUCAGAUAGACUUGGAGGAUGCAUCACUUGAAAGAGUACAGAAAAAAGAAAAUGCUCCAACUACUAUGGAGGCGCAGUCAAGAGAUGCCGUUUUCUGCAUAGUAGAGGAGGAAGCUGGUUAUGCAUUGCAGGUUCAAAAGAGAUGGGGUGAAUCUCAAAGUACUGAACAGCUCCAGGAUGUUUGAUCAUAGCCACAGGGACAGUUAGGAUGAGAUAUGGUGAACAUGCUUAUUUACUCUCCUAGAUACCCCCAGAUUGCUCCAUUUUAAGGUUAUGAUAAGAUUUGGGCCUGAAUAUGAAUGUAGUGUCCUAGAUACUUCUGGAACUAUGGCUGAUAUUCCAAUGUAACCUUGUAAUGAUUAAACAGGAGCCUGGCAAAAUGUUUGAGGAGCUUCAGAAAAAAGUCUUAAAACUACUGCUUUCAGAAAACAAACUUUGCGGUUUCAAAUGAUCUAUAAUCCAUUUUCAGAUAUAUCGUGCAGGCAUAUUAAAAUGGAUCACUAUUUAUAAGCUUCCUUUUACAUUUACAUGAUUUACUAUUUACUAUAUAUUUGAGUUGCAGAGAUCGAUCAGCGGCAUUAAAAAAGAAGGCUCAUUGAAGUAUAGUUGGAGUUCUGGGUAGACAAGUUUAUUUAAAAAAAGUAAAUAAAACCAAAGCUUACACAAAGCAAAAAAAAAAGCCUUCCACUAUUGAGAGGCAGCAUUUGGUUUUAUAUAAGGCUAAUGAAGAAAGUUAGCCAGGGUAUUCUAGAUACAGUACAUUUCAGUUUAUUUGCUCUAGUCAAAAAUGAGGAUAUAGAUCUGAGCCCUUGAAUGUAACAGCCCCUCUAGCAUUUGGCUGACUGAUGCCAGGAUUAACCUGUC
Molecule: messenger RNA, 3108 nt
Organism: Xenopus laevis (African clawed frog)
Lineage: Eukaryota; Metazoa; Chordata; Amphibia; Anura; Pipidae
Gene: nkpd1.L
Product: NTPase KAP family P-loop domain containing 1 L homeolog
Exons: 4
Coding region: 252-2429 (725 amino acids)
Source: RefSeq, a predicted model, not a curated record